GAUGUUUCCAUCAUCGAUGUCGAUUUCGAGUGGUUUGACCUAGAUUCAACGAUCGACUUCCAUGGAAUUAAAACGCUCCUCCGACAACUUCUCGACGUUGACAACCAGCUAUUUGAUCUAUCAGCUCUUUCAGACCUCAUCCUAUCACAACAACCUUCCGUCGGUUCAACAGUCAAAUGCGACGGCAAGGAGAGUGACCCAUACGCCUUCCUAACCGCAUUGAACCUAUCGCAUCUGAAAGACAAACCCAUCAUCCAAGAACUAACGAAAUACCUCAUCGAACAAGCCUCGAAAGCUGGGGUUCCUCAACUCUCUUCGCUCCUCUCUCCCGACUCCUCAUCCCAAGUUGCCUUGAUUUUCUCCGAACGCUUCAUCAACAUGCCCCACGCCAUCGUCCCUCCACUCUACAGCAUGCUCCACUCGGAGGUGACAUCCGCCGCGGCCAAGGAGUCCAAUUUUGGCUUCACCCACUACCUCAUACCCUCUCGGACCUACAGCCUCGUUGUUUCCGAACUCGACGCCGAGCCGCAACAGGGCAACUCGAAGAGGUCCAAGAAACAAGCCGCCGCCGCGGCUCAGCCCGAAACCUACUAUUUCCAUCCCGAGGACGAGGCGCUACAUCGACAUGCGCUCGCGUAUGGUGGGUUCGAUUAUGUCAAGCAGGGCGAUGAGGGCGCGUCGGACGCGAAGAGGGCAUUCCAGGAUGAGGGUGUGAAGACGCAAGGGCAUCUGAUCUUGAUCGAGGCAAGCAAAUUUGAGACCGCGACGAAGGCAGUGGCGGAGUAUCUGGGUGGCGCGUAG
Molecule: messenger RNA, 801 nt
Organism: Dissoconium aciculare CBS 342.82
Lineage: Eukaryota; Fungi; Ascomycota; Dothideomycetes; Mycosphaerellales; Dissoconiaceae
Exons: 1
Cellular component (GO): nucleus
Source: RefSeq, a predicted model, not a curated record